AUGGCAAUCAAACUACCCUAUAAGCUCAUCUCCAUCUUCAUCAUCAUCCUAACUCACUCAGCAACGCAAGUUCUUUCAGUAGCCCCUGAAUGUGGAUCCGAAGAACACAAUUCAUGCAACAACAAACACAAGGCUUUACCCCUCAAAAUCAUCGCCAUUGUUUCUAUUCUCAUUACUAGCAUGAUCGGAGUUUCUUUACCCCUCGUAACUCGUUCCAUCCCGGCCCUAAGCCCGGACCGAAACUUAUUCGUGAUCGUGAAGGCCUUCGCUGCCGGGAUCAUUCUCGCGACCGGAUUCAUGCACGUUUUGCCGGAUUCAUUCGACAUGUUGAGCUCCAGCUGCUUGAAAGAAAACCCGUGGCACAAGUUCCCGUUUUCGGGUUUUCUGGCCAUGCUUUCGGCUAUUGUGACGCUGAUGAUUGAUUCCAUGGCUACAAGUGUUUAUACUAGGAAGAAUGGGAACACAAAAAUGGCUGUGAUUCCUUCGAAUGGAAGUCCUCCUGGUGAUCAAGAAAUGGGAGGUGUUGUUGAUGGACAUGGCGGUCAUUUCCAUGGUCAUGGCGGCCAUCACCAUGGAUCAUCCAUGAUCAAGAGUGAUGCCGUCGGCUCCCAACUCUUGCGUUAUCGAGUCAUUGCCAUGGAAAAUGUUUUAAGAUAUGUACCGUAA
Molecule: messenger RNA, 666 nt
Organism: Oldenlandia corymbosa var. corymbosa
Lineage: Eukaryota; Viridiplantae; Streptophyta; Magnoliopsida; Gentianales; Rubiaceae
Source: the annotation of a GenBank genome assembly